AUGCUGGAAUCAAUAAAUAUUCCGCUGCUAAAAGCGCGUUUGAUGCAGACAUUUAAAGAAAGUGAAAAUCUCAAAAUCAAACGUCUCCUUACGGGAUUAGAACUGGAUCAUACGAAACCCAGCCAGCUACUACGCAGAAUGAGAUCACUCGGUGACACGGAUGAUAUUUCCGACAAAAUGCUACGAACUUGGCUUGAAAAAAUGCCCGAUGCGGUGAAACAUAUGCUGAGUGUAAGUGACGAGGACUUGGAAAAAUUAGCUACCAUAACAGAUAAAAUAUUGGAAAUGCAACCACGAUCGGAACUUGCCAGUCUUAACAGGAAUACUGUUCCGGUGGACGAGCUCUUAAAUAAGUUUUCUGCUUUGGAACUUCAAAUAGCGUAUAUGACUGCCCGUAACUCCCGAUAUCGGAGUCCUAGUGGAAAUCGCAGUACGAGUCGCAAGAGAUCCAGGAAGAGGUUCGAUGCAAAUAGUAAAAUACUGCUAUUACCACUUCAAGUUUGGCAAGAAGUGCUUCUCAGAAAAAUGCAAGGAACCUUGCAGCUGGAAAUAAUCGGAAAACAUGAACCGGCGGCAAGUUCUGUUGCAAUGAGUCCAGAUUGCCGCAAAUUCCGAUUAUUUGUGAAGGACAGAAAAACGGGUUUACGGUUUUUAGUAGAUUUAGCGAUGCUCAUUCCAGCAAAUUUAAAAGCAGAAAAACCUUGCUCCUACACAUUGUAUGCAGCUAAUGGAACUGAAAUCCCAACUUUUGGAUUCAGAACUUUAACUCUCGAUCUAGGACUACGACGGCCAUUCCAGUGGCCUUUUGUGGUAGCCAAGGUAUCUGUAUCUGUGCAGCACCUCAUCAUAUCAUUACCCAAUUCCAAAUUACCUCCAAAACGGGAAGUAUCCCCUGAAUGA
This is a messenger RNA of Stegodyphus dumicola, 900 nucleotides long. RefSeq lists its product as uncharacterized. The record is from RefSeq and is a predicted model, not a curated record. Lineage: Eukaryota; Metazoa; Arthropoda; Arachnida; Araneae; Eresidae.